AUGACCAAGGUUGGCUUUUCUGGGGAUGAUUCUCCAAUGGGUGUUUUCCCAAGUAUAGUUGGUCGUCCUCGCCAUACUGGUGUCAUGGCUGGAAUGGGACAUAGAGAUGCCUAUGUUGGCUAUGAAGCUCAAUGUAGAAGAAGUAUUUUGACUCUGAAAUAUCCCGUUGAGCAUGGGUUAGUAACAAACUGUGAUGAUAUGGAGAAACUGUGGCAUCACGCAUUUUACAAUGAACUUUGUGUCGCUCCCGAGGAGCAUCCUGUUCUUCUGACUGAGGCACCGUUUAACUCCAGGGCUUAUCGAGAGAAAAGGACUCAAAAUCAUAUUUGAGACGUUCAAUAUUCCAGCGAUGUAUGUUGCAAACUAGGCUGUCCUUUCCGUUUUUGCUAAUGGUCGUACAA
Molecule: messenger RNA, 401 nt
Organism: Capsicum annuum
Lineage: Eukaryota; Viridiplantae; Streptophyta; Magnoliopsida; Solanales; Solanaceae
Product: actin-like
Exons: 2
Coding region: 1-330 (109 amino acids)
Source: RefSeq, a predicted model, not a curated record